Molecule: messenger RNA, 2812 nt
Organism: Jaculus jaculus (lesser Egyptian jerboa)
Lineage: Eukaryota; Metazoa; Chordata; Mammalia; Rodentia; Dipodidae
Gene: Insm1
Product: INSM transcriptional repressor 1
Exons: 1
Coding region: 116-1660 (514 amino acids)
Biological process (GO): regulation of cell cycle process; neuron differentiation; negative regulation of transcription by RNA polymerase II
Cellular component (GO): nucleus; transcription repressor complex
Molecular function (GO): DNA-binding transcription repressor activity, RNA polymerase II-specific; RNA polymerase II cis-regulatory region sequence-specific DNA binding
Source: RefSeq, a predicted model, not a curated record
CCUGCCGCCGCCGCCGCCGCGCUCAGGCGAUGGGCUGGGAGCAUUGAGGGCCACCGGGACUGAACGCGGCGGAGGUGGGGACCGAGACAGGGUCUGACUCUAGCGUCGCGCCAACAUGCCCCGUGGCUUCCUGGUGAAGCGCAGCAAGAAGUCCACGCCUGUGUCCUACCGGGUCCGCGGUGGCGAGGACAGCGACCGCGCGCUGCUGCUCUCGCCCGGCUCCGGGGGCACCCGCGUCGAGGCCCCGGUUCCAAGUCCCGGGCCGCUGCCCGCCCCGCCGCCGCCGCCGCCGCCGCCCGCAGAGCGCGCCCAUGCGGCGCUCGCCGCUGUGCUAGCCUGCGCGCCGGGCCACCCGCCACCCCCGCCGGCCCCGCGGGCCGCGCACUUCGGCAACCCCGAGGCCGCGCACCCCGCGCCGCUCUACAGCCCCACGCGGCCCGUGAGCCGCGAGCAUGAGAAGCAUAAGUACUUUGAGCGCAGCUUCAACCUGGGCUCGCCCGUGUCGGCCGAGUCCUUCCCCACUCCCGCCGCGCUGCUCGGAGGGGGCGGCGGCGGCGCGAACGGCGCGGGCGGCGGCGGCACCUGCGGCGGCGACGCGCUGCUGUUCGCGCCCGCGGAGCUCAAGAUGGGCACGGCGUUUUCCGCCGGGGCUGAGGCGGCCAGGGGCCCUGGGCCCGGUCCUCCGAUGCCCCCCGCCGCCGCCCUGCGGCCCCCGGGCAAGCGACCUGCACCCCCCGCCGCCGUCGCCGCGGAGCCACCAUCUAAGGCAGCCAAGGCCCCGAGUGCCAAGAAGCCCAAGGCCAUCCGCAAGCUGCAUUUCGAGGAUGAGGUGACCACGUCGCCUGUGCUGGGGCUCAAGAUCAAGGAGGGCCCGGUGGAGGCGCCGCGGGGCCGCUCGGGGGGCGCUGCCCGGCCUCUGGGUGAGUUCAUCUGCCAGCUGUGCAAGGAGGAGUAUGCCGACCCGUUCGCACUGGCGCAACACAAGUGCUCGCGCAUCGUGCGCGUGGAGUACCGCUGCCCAGAGUGCGCCAAGGUCUUCAGCUGCCCGGCCAACCUGGCCUCGCACCGCCGCUGGCACAAACCGCGGCCCGCGCCCGCCGCCGCCCGCGCGCCCGAGCCCGAAGCCGCCGCCAGGGCUGAGGCGCGCGAGACCACCGGCGGCGGCAGUGACCGGGACACGCCGAGCCCCGGCGGUGUAUCCGAGUCGGGCUCUGAGGACGGGCUCUACGAGUGCCACCACUGCGCCAAGAAGUUCCGCCGCCAGGCCUACCUGCGCAAGCACCUGCUGGCACACCACCAGGCGCUGCAGGCCAAGGGCGCGCCGCCAGCGCCGCCCGCCGAGGACCUACUGGCCUUCUACGCGGGGCCCGACGAAAAGGGGCCCCGGGAGGCGGCCGGCGACGGCGAGGCGGCCAGCGUGCUGGGUCUGAGUGCCUCCGCCGAGUGCCACCUGUGCCCGGUGUGCGGGGAGACCUUCCCCAGCAAGGGCGCCCAGGAGCGCCACCUGCGCCUGCUGCACGCCGCCCAGGUGUUCCCCUGCAAGUACUGCCCGGCCACCUUCUACAGCUCGCCAGGCCUUACGCGGCACAUCAACAAGUGCCACCCGUCCGAAAACAGACAGGUGAUCCUCCUGCAGGUGCCCGUGCGCCCGGCCUGCUAGAGUGCGCCUCCAGGCCCCCAGAACUGUGCCUUCAUUUGGAGACCCACAAAGAGGGCGCGUCCUGCACCGCAGAACCCCCCGCGUCUGCUCCGGGGCGCUCCCCUGGAUGAAAGUGUCCUCUUCGCUUCUCUCGAUGUGGCCUGAUGGUAACCCUGGUCCUCUCGUUGUGACUCCUUUUAGACCCCCCUCCUCCCCCACCUUUGCGUUGUGUUCCCCCCAACCACCAUGGCGCAACAGGAGUCAUCUCUUUCUGUACAAGGGAGAAAAGCUACGCGUGUGUCUCGUGGUUGGAAGCCUCCCCUUGAGGGGCGAAGCUGUUUUUCUUGCUAGUAUUCGCUGUGUUCAUGGUCUAGAAGUGCGGUUUUGCUCUCGCCUACCAAUCUCUGCUCUGUCUGUAGCGUACGGGUUGUUUUGGGUGAAUCUUGAGGAAUAAAUGCCUUUAUAUUUCACAGGCUGUAAACUGAAUUUCCCACACGAUUAGCUUUAUUAUGGCUUGUGAACUGCUGGAGUCUGGCUUUACCUUUUUGUAUGUGAACAAAUCAAAUUGCUUAAAAAAAAGAGUUUUUCUUUAGUAUAGCCACAAAUGCCUUGACCUGUUGUCUGUCUGGGAUUGUUUUUUUUUGGUGGGGGGAGGGAAAGGAAAUCUUCACCGGAUGCUGUGGUAACUGCCUCAGUGUUUCACUUAAGACGUUUUGGUUCGAUCAUCUUGGUUGAGGUAGGACUAUAUGAGUUCCCUCUAAAUGUAUAUGUUGAUUUAUGAGUAAUUGUUAUUUAUUCUUUAUUUAUUUAUAUUAAUUAUGAAGAUUACGAUGUUAUUUGAUUGCAAAUUCUUUUGUGUGUGCGCGCGCUUUCCCUCUACCACUCUUGACAUUUCACUGUGCAUUUUAGAAGAGAGCCUUUUUUUUUUUCCUAAAGGGAUCUGUGGAAGUUUUACCUUUUAUACCUUAUCUGAGGGAAUUACAGACAACCUACCAUUUUAUUCUGCUUGGGGGGCCCCGGGGCCCCUGUACAACUGACAGCUCUUACUUUUAAAUGCAAUCUCUUUUCUACAUACAUUAUUUUCUUAAUUCUUAGCUAUUUAUAGAAAGCUUCAAUAGAACUGUUUCAACUGUAUAAAUAUUUACUAUUCAAAUAAAAUAUUUUCAAAGUCAA